AUGGCAUAUCCAGAAAAAAUGGCGCAAAUGUCAUCACAUCCUGAUUUAACUGAAAGUCAACAGUUGAAUCUCAACCAAAGCACCAAGUGGAAGGAAAAUCCCAUGUUCCAAACCCUAAUUAUUACAUCUGAAGGUGCCUUCCAAGUAUAUAGUGGUCAUGGUACUAUGCAAAGUUAUUUUGAGAAUGCUUACUUCUGGUCGUGUGGUGAAUCUACAAAUUUUGCUGUCUCCCUCCUUAAGUAUACUAUUGAAGUCAAUAAGAUUCUGUCUAUUGUUAAAAAAAACAGCAAUCUUUUUCUCAGAUAUAAUUUAUCUGUUUCUUCCUACCUUUCUGAGAUUGUUUAUGAUACUCUUGUUGGUAUCCAGUCUCAACUGUGGCUCAACACAUUCUUUGUUGAAAGAUUUAAGAUAAGACUUCCCAGAGGUGGGUUAAUGAAAAUGGUUAUUUGCUUACUGAAUUCGUAUUCUGACGACACUUCUGAGAACUCUUCAAAGCAAUACAACAAGUAUAACAGCUAUCUCACGCACUUUGCCGUGAUGCCUCUUGAGGUGAGAAAUAAUCAAGAGAAUGCAAUGUUCAUUUCCACCUCAAAUCAUAUGUUGAAUGCUGUUGAGAUGCUGCCCCCAAUUGUUGAUGAUUUUGUGAAAUUGGAGAAAGGAAUUGUGAUAUACUCCAAUGAUUAUGAUGAAGAUUUUCUGAUUGUUGCUUCUCUGUUGUUGUUUAUGGGUGAUAAUCCUUGGCAAUUGCAACUUGCUAUGCACAGUGGAACAUUGGGAAAGCAUUUCUGCAGGAAAUAUUCAGAAUUAUAUAAGCAUGGGUGUGACCUAAACUAUAGUAAGAACAGCAGCAAUGAAUUUCUCAGACUUGAAGCAUUUGAUGCAACAAAAUAUAUGCCCAUUGAAAUUCUUCACAUCAUCCCGCUUGGCUUAUCACAGUAUCUGGUCACUUGCCUCCUUAAGUUCUCAAGAAUGUCAACAGCAGAAAUGGCAAGGCUUGAGUCAGCCAUGAGUUCUUACAGAGUCUGCAAGAGUUAUAGCAGAAGAUUCAGAAAUCAGCUUUGUCAUAAUGCUGAUGCAAGUUCUCUCAAAUGUUAUGAUAGAGCUUUUUCUGGAAAUAGCAAAUUCGAACUUCUCACUAAGACUCUCCAUGUAGUUGCUAAAUUGUCAUCUUUAUUGUACAUGCGUGGAAUAAGUAAAGACUUUGAUUAUUACAUUGUCCUGAUAAAACAUACUGUUAAUGAAGUGACAAAUCCACUUCUUGCAUUGGACAUACAUAUUGAAAAGAGUAACUAUACCAAGCAGGAUCUAAUCUUCAAGCCCAAAGUUUACCUUCUCUAUCAUAUAGCCAAAGACAUUGUUUGUUUCGGAUCAGUUCUUCAAUACAAGACAGAGAACAGCAAACAAUUUAAUAAGUUCAUCUGUGAGCAUCUUUUCCAAACUAAUAUACAAUCAACUUCUCGAGAUGUUGCUCUCAGAUUUGGAAAACAGUUCAUUUGCUGUUAUUUGUGUAAUAAUGGAUAUUACAAUGCAAUGAUGAACAUGAAUGGAACAAGUCAGCAAGUGAGAUGCACUGCUGGAAAAUAUGUACAGGAACUAUAUGCAUCUUCUGAAUUUAGAAGGCACUUCUUUAGAUCACAGCCUAAUACUGACAAUUUCAGUUUGCUGACACCCACUUUGUGCAAUACACUUUUAGGUGUUUUUCAAGCAAAUGGUCAAAUCUUUUUUGGUCAGGUCAAAACAAUUUCCAUGCAAGACAUUAUAAAUAAUUUUGUUAAAAAACAAUAUAUGCAAAAGUAUCAAAUGAUAUCUAGCAAUAGUAUUGAAUGCAUAUAUAUUCCUCCUGUAAUAACUGCUAAUAUGCAUAACAUUGUUGUUGUUCCUUUUGGCUAUCUCCUGGAGAUUCGUAAAGAAUAA
Molecule: messenger RNA, 1914 nt
Organism: Phycomyces blakesleeanus NRRL 1555(-)
Lineage: Eukaryota; Fungi; Mucoromycota; Mucoromycetes; Mucorales; Phycomycetaceae
Exons: 4
Coding region: 1-1914 (637 amino acids)
Source: RefSeq, a predicted model, not a curated record